AUGCGGCAGCUCCUCGCCGGCGCCAGGGCGAUCCACUGCGCCGGCCUGAUCCACCGCGACAUCAAGCCGGCGAACGUCCUCGUCGGCCCGGACUGCACGCUCAAGUUCUGUGACUUCGGCGACGCCACGCCGGCCAUCCCGCCGCACGACGAGUUCUUGGUCGGCACGCUCCGGUACACCUCGCCGGAGCAGCUCGUCGGCGACUGGUACUACGGCCAGGCCGUGGACAUGUGGGCGCUGGGCUGCGUGAUGGCCGAGCUCCUCACGGGCAGACUGCUCUUCACGCUGUCGGAGACGGCGGAGGAGCACUACCUCGAUCUGCUGGACCUGCGGGACUGCGACGUCGCGUCCAAGGACUCGCCGGCGUUCGGUGGGCUGCCGGGGCUGUCGCCGGCGGGGCGCGAGGUGCUGGCUGGGCUGCUGAGCUUCGACCGGCAGAAGCGGCUGACGUCGGAGGCGGCGCUGGAGCACCGGUGGUUCACGGAGGAGGCGGACUCCCCUGCUGUCCUGAAGCGCCUCGCCAACGUAGCCGAGGCCGAGAAGAACAAAUUGUAG
Oryza brachyantha (malo sina) is the source of this 555-nucleotide messenger RNA. Its product is annotated as putative cyclin-dependent kinase F-2. Gene Ontology annotation, biological process: protein phosphorylation; intracellular signal transduction. The record is from RefSeq and is a predicted model, not a curated record. Gene Ontology annotation, molecular function: MAP kinase activity; ATP binding. Bases 1 to 555 code for a protein of 184 amino acids. Gene Ontology annotation, cellular component: cytoplasm; nucleus. The transcript has a single exon. NCBI's taxonomy places the organism in Eukaryota, Viridiplantae, Streptophyta, Magnoliopsida, Poales, Poaceae.